AUUUGACUAUGUACACAGGGCAGGGCAGACAGCAGCUGAUCUUUCUCAUGACACUCAGGUGAGUUGAGGUUGGGAAAAGAAAAGGGUUAAAGUGCGCAUGCGAGUUUCUGCCUGUCUGCUACAUUGCUAACAAGACAAAACUCAGGAAGAGAUGAUGGCAGACUCCGGACCCGAGGAAAUAGCGGUGAUCGGGAACACCGACCUCACAUCGGCAGAACUAGAGAACAACAUUAAAAACACGAUGGUUGAGAUUGAGAAAUGGACUAGUCUUCUAAGAAAGAUGGAGAUCAGCGUUGGAGAGGCAGAGAAAAGGACUGGGAAGAAUACAGUCAACAUGCAGGAGAUAUACACUGUUUACCUAAUUGAAACACGGCCAGUUGAUGCUGUGACAGAAGGUAUAAUCCCAGCCCCAGACUCCUUAUGGAGGAGAUACAGCGAGUUUGAGCUACUCAGAAACUACAUGUUGGUCACCUAUCCCUUUGUCGUUGUUGCCCCGUUACCCGAGAAGAGGGCAGAGAUUGUGUGGCACAAGCUGUCAGCGGACAACAUGGACCCAGACUUUGUGGAGAGAAGGAGAGUUGGACUGGAGAACUUCCUGCUCCGAUUAGCCUCCCACCCAGUUCUCUGCAAUGACAAGAUCUUCUACAUCUUCCUCACUGAGGAAAAAGGAUGGAAGGAAAUGGUGUACGAGACAGGAUUUCAAGCAAAGGCUGAUUCCAGGUUGAAAGCUAUGAAUGCAGCAUUCAGGGUGAAGAAUCCCGACAAACGGUUUACAGAGCUGAAACACUACAGCGACGAGCUACAGACUGUGGUCUCCCAGCUGCUGAGAGUACGGGCAAGGGUAGCAGAUCGACUGUAUGGGGUGUACAAAGUGCAUGGAAACUAUGGACGAGUCUUCAGUGAGUGGAGUGCCAUAGAGAAAGAGAUGGGAGAUGGACUACAAAGUGCUGGCCAUCACAUGGAUGUGUAUGCUGCUUCUGUAGAUGAUAUUCUGGAGGAAGAGGAGCACUAUGCUGAUCAGCUGAAGGAGUACCUGUUCUAUACUGAGGCACUAAGGGCAGUGUGCAGGAAGCAUGAGCUGACACAGUUUGAGCUGGAGAUGGCUGCACAGGACUUAGCCUCUAAGAAACAGCAGAAGGAGGAGCUGGUCACAGGGACUGUGCGGACGUUCUCACUGAAGGGGAUGACCAGUAAGCUGUUUGGCCAGGAGACUGCAGAGCAGAGGGAGGCUAAGUUACAAGUGUUAGAACAGCAGAUAGAGGAGGGAGAGGAGGCUGUGAAAGAGAAGAACACCGAGAGCGAUGAGUUUGUGAAGACUGCCUGGGUAGACAUUGAGCGCUUUAAAGACCAAAAGGACCGGGACCUGAAGGAGGCCCUGAUUAGCUAUGCAAUCAUGCAGAUCAGCAGGUGUAAAAAGGGAAUACAAGUGUGGACCAACGCAAAGGAGUGUUUCAACAAGAUGUGAUCUUCAGGGCCGAAACAGGCCCUCCAAACAAACAGCAAAACAGAACAUGCUUCUUUUCAGGGGACUCCACCUGGGUUUGCAUCCCAAAUUGCACUCUAUUCCCAAAAUAGUGUGCUACUUUUGACCAGAGCCUUGUGGGAUCUGUUCACUAUAUAGGGAAUAGGGUGUUUUUUGGGACAGAUUUCUGGACACAGUCCCUAUGAUCCUUAUGGCAACAUACUGAGAGGUGUUUUGAUCAUGUCUGUUCAAGAAUAAAUAAAUAAUAAUUAUUUUUCUAUAUCUUUAUCAUGUCCGAUUGCUAGCUGCCUUGAUUUGAUCGACUUGCAAUUGUAGUUAUUUCUCAGUGACUGUCUGACAAAUGUAUGUAUUUUUUCAGACAAAUGUAUUUUCGCUGAAAUGCUGAUUUAAGGUAAUUCGCCAUGCACUUACACUAAUUUGUUUAUAGAGAUGCCAAGAAAUGUGGACUGAAUCCAAUUUUCCUAUGCUGCCUUUUACACAAUGUUCAAAAUCACGUUAUAAGAUUAGGCUUGCAAAUUUUCUAUGAAUUCCCUGGUUUUCCCCAAAAUUCCAGGAAUCAGUAGGGAACAAGAAUUUUGCAACCCUACAUAAGAUUACAACUAUUAUUUAGAUUUUUUUGUUAUUGAACCUUUAACCAUGCAUGUCAAUUAACAACAAAUUAUUAUUUACAAUGGAGGCAAGAGGCAAUUAGACUAGUUCUAUAAGAAUGUGCUUGCCGUUUAUUUUUCAUGCAUAAUUCACUUAUUGUGCUUUUGUCAAUUUUAUACUUGUGUGGUUGGUAUAUUGACCUUUAUGUCUUUUCUACUCUCUCAGUGCAUUGUCCCAGUAUACUAAAAUAAGGUGUUCAACCUUUUCAGAUGUUUUUGUGCAACAUUAAGAAUGUAACCCUCCUAUUUAAAUGGCUUACUGUACUUUGCCAUUCAAAACAUACUCAGGCACUUGGCCUUAAGUAACCACUAUGAUGAAUGGCAGGCUUGUCAUUUCUGAAGAGUGGGUGGGUCAGUGUUUUGAUAAAUAUAGCCAAAGGAACAGGAAGGUCACACAGGAAAGACAGGAUGUGAUAAUUUACUUAUGGUAGUGUUGUGCGUGUACUGGGGAUGCGGCCCAAAUGACUCCCUAUGCUCUAUAUAGUGCAUUACUUUUGACCAGAGCACUCUGGGCCCUGGUCUAAACUAGUGCACUAAAUAGGAAAGGGUGCAAUUUGGGACACAACCCUGGCCUCUUGCAUCUCUGUUCACUCUAAGGGCUAGGGGAGGAGGUGCAAUGUUAAUCGUGAAUUUGGGAUGAGAUCAGAGCGCUCUGGCAGGAAAUUGCACUGUUUAUGCGGUUGUAAGGUUGUAAUCAUUGUGCCAAAAAUACACUAAUAAAUAGGAAGAAUUCUAGUUUAAGGUCUCUUAAAAUCAUGUGUGUGGUGUGUUUGUUAAAUGUUUAUAUAAAUUCAGUUAAACUACUGUAACCCUUAUUACUUUUACUACAAGGUAGAAGCACACAGCUGCGCUUAUAGCAGGACACUAUGCGCAUUUGUUGAUGCUGUAUUUCCUUCUGUGAGGAGUGCUUUUAAAGUGCAGUCCAACAAUGAGUUAGUCUGCAUUUACACAGGCAGCCCAAUUGUGAUCUUUUUUUCACUAGUUGGUCAUUUGACCAAUCAGAUCAACUCUGAAAAAGCUCUGAUGUGAAAAGUUCUGAUGUUAUUGGUCAAAAGACCAAUCAUAAUUGGGCUGCUUGUGUUUACGCAGCCUAACUGACCUCAGGUUUUUCCUCCCACCUCUCUCACACACAGCAUUAAUUAAGCAAUGAGGCAUGAGAACCCGGGAAUUAACUCCCAAAGGGCUGUUCGAGGCGAAGCCAAGGGCCAAUAAAAAGCCUUUUGGAGGGUGUUCUCUACGAUUUGCUUUUAUAAAAUGGUUGCCAACAUAUUAAAAAAUAUUAAUAUCAUUGUU
Messenger RNA from Salmo salar (Atlantic salmon), 3423 nucleotides. RefSeq names its product sorting nexin 4 (gene snx4). Gene Ontology annotation, cellular component: SNARE complex; plasma membrane; early endosome membrane. The record is from RefSeq and is a predicted model, not a curated record. Gene Ontology annotation, biological process: positive regulation of autophagosome assembly; protein transport. NCBI's taxonomy places the organism in Eukaryota, Metazoa, Chordata, Actinopteri, Salmoniformes, Salmonidae. Gene Ontology annotation, molecular function: phosphatidylinositol-3-phosphate binding.